Scutellospora calospora is the source of this 131-nucleotide messenger RNA. The record is from the annotation of a GenBank genome assembly. Lineage: Eukaryota; Fungi; Glomeromycota; Glomeromycetes; Diversisporales; Gigasporaceae.
CGAAAGAGAUAUCAGAAUCUAUGAAUCUGAUUGGAUGCAAUAUUAUCUCAAUGGCUCAGCUCAGCUUGAGGUUGAUCAGUUUAUAAAUAGUUCAGCUCCAGUCUAUGGAGCUAAAGGAUCAGCUCAACUUA